This is a messenger RNA of Raphanus sativus (radish), 1449 nucleotides long. RefSeq lists its product as uncharacterized. The coding region runs from base 1 to 1449 and encodes 482 amino acids. The transcript has a single exon. The record is from RefSeq and is a predicted model, not a curated record. Lineage: Eukaryota; Viridiplantae; Streptophyta; Magnoliopsida; Brassicales; Brassicaceae.
AUGGCGUUAGAAGGGGGAGCCGCCGCCGAUACGCCGGUCGCUGCAACGCCGUCAGUUCCUGAGAUGCUGCAAGCCAUCAUGGCACGCUUCGUUCAACAAGAAGAAACAAACAAAGCUACGAACGAACGUCUAGCUGCACUCGCCGCCGCCUUCGGAACCCUAGAUGGCGAAGGUAACGAAGCAGAAACUGCCAGACGACGGUUGUUCGCCACCACAAACCCUAACCCUAACCCAAAUCCCGACGAACCAACCGACGACGCACUUCCGACGCACGUCGACACCACGCAUCCGACCGACGGCUCCGACUCUCUUACAAGCCGUCAGAUCGCCGACUUGCAACUCUCUUUACGGGAUAUCCACUCCAAGAUCCACCACGUCAAGACGUCGGCUCCGGAAAUCGAACGCGUUCUCGCCUCCACCCAGCGGAAACCCUUUCACCAAGCGAAUAACAAACGUCAAAAUCAAGAAGGCGGAAAAGCUUCGCAUCCCCCCGUACACCGGUGUCACAGAUCCACCGAUCACAUGACAGCUUUUAACAUAGCUAUGGGUCGGAACCAUUUCUCUGACGAAGAGAGAGACGCUGGUCUCUGCCAGCUUUUUGUCGAGAGUCUUUCCGGACCGGCCCUCAGCUGGUUCUCUCACCUGAAGGAGCAUUCGAUCGACAGUUUUCACGAUCUAUCCGCGUCUUUCCUCAAGAACUAUAUCAUGUGGACGCGUCAAGGCACAUCGAUGGCUGAUUUGUGGAAACUAUCUCAAUCGUCAACCGACAGCCUCAAGGAUUUCAUGGAGAAGUUCAAAGAAGUACUGUCCAAGGUCCCCGUACCGGAUCAAACGGCCGUCGAAGCUUUAACCAAUUCCCUAUGGAUCAACUCCAAGUUCAGGGACUACCUCUACGAGCAUCCAGAUAUCACCAUCGAAGACGCCCUGCACAACUCAAAAAACUUCAUCAGGCUAGAGGAAGACAAACGAGCUUUCAACGCCAAGCAGCAAGCUCUGAAGCAAGCAGCGGCCAAGGCGACGGAUGCCCACGAACCGCGUCAGCACGCACCCUACAACAAAAAUGACAGGAGAAAAGGGAUCAUUUCUGCAGUCGGAGAGAGCGAACAAUCGGGCACAACAGCCGCCGUACGGGAGCCGGGAUGGAACGUCUGGGAACGGGACACCGAAAACAAAACGCAACAACCUCGAAGUUCCUCCUCCGGAAAUCCGAAGAGCUCCUCCGUCAGAGAUUUGAGCAAGUACUGCGAAUAUCAUGAAAUGAAGGGCCAUGAUACUAAGGAGUGCAGGCAUCUCUAUGAAGCCUGGCUUGCAUCUACUAGUGAUAGUCGCGCGAAGGCCGAUCUCUCCAAGCAGAAGACAGCGAAAAACAACAAGAGCUGGAGUAAAAGCAAGGACAAAAAGAAAAAGUCCCAAGGGAAAGAAGACAGAGGAUUCUUCCCCGAACGAUGA